Schistocerca nitens (vagrant locust) is the source of this 672-nucleotide messenger RNA. Its product is annotated as atrial natriuretic peptide receptor 3-like. The transcript is spliced from 3 exons. The record is from RefSeq and is a predicted model, not a curated record. Lineage: Eukaryota; Metazoa; Arthropoda; Insecta; Orthoptera; Acrididae. Gene Ontology annotation, molecular function: peptide hormone binding; signaling receptor activity. Bases 1 to 672 code for a protein of 223 amino acids.
AUGCCGCAGGUGCGCGCGGGUGUGAUCCUGCCGGCUAACUCCAGCGAGUUCUACCCGACGCUGGAGCGCGUGAUGCCGCUGCUGGAGAUGGCCGCCGCCCGCGCGGAGGCCGAGCUCAACAUCUCGUUCGACUUCAUCCAGGCGGACUCGGGCUGCCAGGCGCAGUACUCGUCCGCCAUCGCCGUCGAGCAGUACUCCACCGACUGCGUGCACGUCUUCCUGGGCCCCACCUGCGAGUACGACCUGGCGGUGGUGGCGCGGAUGGCCAAGUUCUGGGGCGUGCCACUGGUCACCGGCGGGGGCAUGACGCUGGACUACACGUACAAGAAGCAGGACUGCGACAACGAGUACUACAUGCUGGUGCGCACCAGCCAGAUGAGCUUCCGGGACCUGUCCUACAUGAUCAUCGCCGCCAUGCAACAGUACAACUGGAGCAAAGUAAUGCUGAUCUACGACAGAAACGGCUACCGGGCGCUCUCUGGAGAAGACACGUGCAAAAUGUACAUGCAGACGAUGGUCGGCGCCCUCAAGAACGAAAGCCUCGCGUACGGCGUGUACGACAUCGAGAAGUACCCGGAUCGCAACUACGUGGAGUACCUGCGAACCGAGCUGGGCUUCACCUACACGAGUGAGUACCCACACCAGCCUAUACAUUUUCAAUCACUAGCUUAG